GGUACUUGCAGGCAGCGCGAAUCGUGUGAGAGGCCAAUCAUGAGCUACGGUGCUGCACUAAUGGCUGUCGCACCAACGUGGCCACUGCAGCAAAGAUGCCUCAGUACCCUGUUAGUGAUAAGUUUGCUCGUCGCCGUAAGUCCUAUCUCAUGCACUUCGGUGGAGGAGACGGAAACUCCACCACUAAAAGCUACAAGGCUCUGCCUCUCGAACCAAAGUUCAGCACUCCUUCGAUUCAAGCACAGCAUUCACAGUUUUCUCCAACCUGGAAAGCUCACUUCAUGGCGACGCAAUGGAUCUGACUGCUGCAAUUGGGAAGGCGUGACGUGUGGCAGCCUCACCGGCUUUAUCAUCGCACUGAAGAUACCUAGUGUGAUAGAUGGUUAUUCCGGCAACAUCGCCUCUUCCUUGUUUGAGCUUAAGCAUCUUCAGCAUCUAGAUCUCAGCUGGAAUAGUUUCACAGGUACCAUCCCCAAAAGACUGGUAGAACUCGCCCACCUCACCCACCUCGACCUGUCCUGGUGUUCCUUCUCUGGUCAGGUCCCAGUAGAGCUAUCUCAAAUGACACGCUUGAUCUCUCUUAAUCUCUCUGGUAAUCAUGCCCUGCAACUGCAGAAGCCUAAUUUCACAGCGCUUGUCAGGGGGUUAGCUCAAUUGCAACACCUUCAACUCAAUGAAGUCAGAAUCUCCAUGCGUGGCAGAGAUGUAAGCUCGGCCCUGUCUUCAUCGUCUCUCCAAAAACUUCAGACACUCUCCUUGUCUUACUGUAAUAUUUCCAGCCCAUUGGACGACAAACUAGAUCUCCAUCUGCAAUCACUGUUACACUUGAAUUUGGGUGGCAACAACCUGCAACGUGUACCAAAGUUCUUGGAGAAUCUCACCUCCUUAAAUGAUCUGGACUUGUCUGAUUGUGGGCUACAAGGGAAGUUUCCUGAGAGCAUUUUUCUGCUGCCUAAAUUGGAAACCAUGGAUUUAUCAUACAAUGAAGAAUUGGUUGUGUCCUUGCCAACCAAAAACCUAACAAGGAGUGCCAAUAUUCGAUACUUGAUCCUUUCUUCAAUCAAAAAGUUGUUUGAUGACCUUAUGAUGCCAUCACCACCACAACCACGGCUGGACAUAGAAUCAAAUGGAGCCAAACAAAGUGUCUUGUCAUUCUGCAGCUCAAAUGGAAUCUCCUUGAGGAAUUUGUCAAGCAACACUCCACCGGGCACUCUCCCGCAUGAAUUGUUUCCAGGACUCAAGGCAAUAGUGAGUAAAAAUUCAGAGGCUGAGGAUUCACUGAUCAUAGGAAAUUUUGAAGAUUCUAUUGGAUCAAUUGAAGUGGAAGAAACAAUUGAAGGGAAAGUUCAUUUGAUUAAAGAAAUCAGACGGGCCAUGAACUUCAUCGACCUAUCCCACAACAUGUUUAUUGGAAAAAUCCCCAAAGAGUUAGGGAUGUUGAAGAAUUUACGUGGAUUGAAUGUUUCUAACAACCAUUUAGACGGUCCCAUCCCAAAGUCAUUGGGCAAUUUGCUGCAAAUGGAGCAGUUGGACCUCUCUCAGAACCAUCUAUCAGGAGUUAUACCAGUGGAACUUGUGUCUCUCACGUUUCUUUCCGUCCUGAACUUACCCUAUAAUGAUUUGGAAGGAAUCAUACCUGAAGGAAACCAGUUCAAUACUUUUGAUUCUUCUUGCUUUGAAGGAAACCCCAAGCACAAGUGCACAGGACAUGCUUUGAUGGAGAGGGGCAAAAUGCUCAUACGUUGGAUAUUGUUGAUGAAGGCAACCAGGGAGAGGAUGGAUGGAAGUAUGGAUCGGUGGGGAUCGGCUUUGGAAUGGGCUUGAUGACCAUGACUCUGCCUCUCUUGUUUGCCAACAAUGCAGCAGAUUGGUAUUGGGAUCGAACUGAUGGAAUGGUGGAUGUCAUCGUGCUGCAAAUUUAUGCUUUUGUGAAUUCUGGGAGGCCAUCGCAAGUAAGGCGCAUUUCCUAAUAUUCUCUCCUGAUUCAGCUAAGUACUUAAUGUAUUAAAAAUUAGUGAUGGUACGCACAAAGGAAAUUAUUGAAUUUCUAUUCUUAAGAUGA
This is a messenger RNA of Nymphaea colorata (pocket water lily), 2062 nucleotides long. Its product is annotated as receptor-like protein 36. NCBI's taxonomy places the organism in Eukaryota, Viridiplantae, Streptophyta, Magnoliopsida, Nymphaeales, Nymphaeaceae. The transcript has 2 exons. The coding region runs from base 40 to 1824 and encodes 594 amino acids. The record is from RefSeq and is a predicted model, not a curated record. Gene Ontology annotation, molecular function: protein binding.